CACAGUUUGGAAGAGCUUCCCAGCAGAAGGCACAACAAUGGAAUAUCUGCCGACACAGGGACCUGCCUGUGGUGAAGUGGGAAGAAGAGGGUCCUCAGAGUAUGUCCUUUGAUGUCUAACCUGCUUUGCCACUGGGAACUGUUAUAGGAUGGGAGACCACACCUGGCCUUGCCCCUCUCAACUACUCUCGUCUCCCAUGGCAGGUCCUAUUCAAAGAAAAUGUAUCCAUUUCUGUUGGUUCUUCAGUGAAAAUCAAAGGGACACCUAUCAUGCCUUUCUGCAUGACCCCAGAACUGCAGGUGGAUUUCUUCACUGCAACUAAUGAGGACUCAGACAUCGCCUUCAGUCUCCGAGUGUACUUUGGCAAAGAGCUGGUGAUGAACAGCCGUCAGGGUGGGAAGUGGGGUCCAGAAGUGAAAUCCACUGAUAUGCCCUUUAGGGAUGGCCAACCCCUUGAAGUGGACAUCUCUGUGCUGUCAGACAAGUACCAGGUAACAGCAAAUGGUGCCAAAUCUUACCCUUUUUCCCAUCAAGUUGACUCAGCAUCUGUGAGGAUGAUCCAGGUGUGGAGAGAUGUGUCCCUGACCUCAGUGGAGAUUAUCCCUUAGAGAAGGGUGUGACCAGACUCCCCGUUGUCAAGGAGAUCCCUCCACCUAAGUGAUCCUGUGGUUCCCAGAGCUCACUAACAACAUGGGUUCUCACCCUUCCCCCACACUUGGUCAUUAAAACUCCUGAAAACAUAA
Molecule: messenger RNA, 743 nt
Organism: Myotis lucifugus (little brown bat)
Lineage: Eukaryota; Metazoa; Chordata; Mammalia; Chiroptera; Vespertilionidae
Product: galectin-10-like
Exons: 4
Coding region: 270-608 (112 amino acids)
Molecular function (GO): carbohydrate binding
Source: RefSeq, a predicted model, not a curated record